AUGUCCUUCAGGAAAAGAAAUGCUGUGAUUAGCAGCUCAAUUUCAUCUCAGUCAACCCCAUCAAAGACUGAAAAUAUACCUAUUCCCGGAGUUCGACCGUCUCUUGUUGAUGGUCGACCGACUACCUCUACUGGAACCGCAUCUCUAGACAGUUUACUUGCUGGACAUGCUGGAUUACCCCUAGGCACAUCACUUCUUAUCGGGGAGCAUGGUACUACCGAUUUUGCUGGCAUACUUCUCCGUUACUAUGCCGCCGAGGGUAUGCUUCAGGGUCAUCAAAUCCACGUCCUCGGCUUACAUGAAAGUUGGCGCCAUGAGCUCCCGGGGCUUUUGACCGAGGACAAGAAGUCAUCAAGCAAGUCAGAGACUCCGUCAGAUGACAAGAUGAAGAUAGCUUGGAGAUAUGAAAGCUUAUCGUCUGGGGGAGCCCCGAGGGAUAGAAAUGCAGCUCAGAAGCGAAGUAAUUCUGCGACUGAAUCUACUUCUAUCUUCUGCCAUUCUUUUGAUCUUACCAAAAGACUGAGUCCCACCAACGUCAAGGGUCAAAUCGGCUUUCAUCCCGCGAUGAGCAUACCGGGUCUACCUUCCCGCACAAGAGAGUCAACGUCGCCUUUCAAGAUGUUCAUCAAGAACGUAGCUCAUAAACUAGAAAAUUCGCCGCCGUCUUGGAUCCAUCGCGUCAUAGUACCAAGUCUCUUAUCCCCGACGGGGUACGCUGGCUCGUCUGCUCGACCCGAAGAAGUCUUGCAGUUUUUACACGCGCUUAGAGCGUUAUUAAGACAGUACUCAGGAAAACUGACAGCUAUUAUAACUUUGCCGCUAUCACUUUACCCUAGGACUACAGGACUUACACGUUGGAUGGAGUUAUUAUCCGAUGGUGUCUUUGAACUCAUCCCGCUCCAGUCCAGCGCUGUUCACGCUCCUCCCCCAUCUUCGAAGUCAGAUUCUAAAUCUGAAGAACAGACUCAGGGACUUCUUAAAGUCCAUAGUCUACCGAUUUUCCACGAAAAAGGCGGGGGCUCUUCUGAGGGCCAUGCUGCCCAUGGUGAUCUAUCGUUUAGCUUGAGUCGAUCUAAAGGUUUUGUGAUAAAACCGUUCUAUUUGCCUCCUGUUGGAGAGGACGAAGAGGAAAAGAAGAAAGGAGAUUCUAGCAAAGGAAGCAUAGAUUUCUAA
This is a messenger RNA of Daldinia childiae, 1173 nucleotides long. RefSeq names its product Elongator complex protein 4. The record is from RefSeq and is a predicted model, not a curated record. The transcript has a single exon. Lineage: Eukaryota; Fungi; Ascomycota; Sordariomycetes; Xylariales; Hypoxylaceae. Gene Ontology annotation, biological process: tRNA wobble uridine modification. Bases 1 to 1173 code for a protein of 390 amino acids. Gene Ontology annotation, cellular component: cytoplasm; transcription elongation factor complex; elongator holoenzyme complex.